AUGGAUGGACACGCUGGGCCGUCGACAAAACGAGCGGGAGCAUCAACACCCACGCUCUCGCACAAGACUUCGAUGGUCAGUGCCACCGACACAUUCGCAUCGGCCACCGACGGCGAGGGAUACUACACCGAUGCACACGCCGAUCUCAGCGCCUACCACACGGACGACGCGCGUAGCCGCACAAGCAGCGCCGCGCACACCAUCCACGCGCGUGACGACGGGUUGGUGCUUUCCCGGACGUCGUCCACCAACACAGCUCAGUUAGAACGAUCGAUACCACAAGAUCCAGCCAUUUCGAAUCAUCAUCCGCCAGAUGUGACCGCACGAAACGACACACAAUCAACAUCGCCCACCACCACUACAACCGCAGCAGGGUCGCCUCUACCCACGCAGCGCGAGUCGGACAAAGCGCUGGACCUCACGCCAGCUGUUGGAACGCUGCACCGCGCCAUGCGACACCUGGCCGUGCUUGGGCUAGUGGCCUUUGCGUCGAUCUGGGGCACGCUUGCGCGCGAAGGUCUGGUGGCGCUCAACACGUACGAUGGGCAGAGUGUUGCGCCGCUGGUGUGGGCGCAAGCAGUCGGGUGUCUGGUCAUGGGUCUGGCGGUGGGCGCCAACCGGCAGCCGAUCGAGGGGCGCUAUCCGCCGGCGUACGUGAUGAUCACCACGGGCUUCUGCGGCAGCGUUACCACGUUCUCCAGCUGGAUCCUCGCCGUCUUCCGCGCGUUUGGCAACCAGAUGCACUACGACCGUCAUGGCCUGCACAAUGUCAUGGACGCACUCACCCAGACGGGCGUCACGCUCGGUAUGGCCAUCGCUGCCACCGCCGCCGGUAUUGCGCUGUCGAGCAUCGUCAACGUCGAACGCGUCUUCUCGCUCGCGCGGAGAGGUGCGCCGAGCGGUAAGGCGGUGUCGGCCGGAAGGACGCUUGGGAUGGAUGCGGCUGCGGCGGUGCUCGGGUUGGUGUUUUGGAUCGGACCUGCGGUGCUGUGUGCGCUGUACGCACCGUUUCGACACGUCACGUUCAGCCUCGUGCUUGCGCCGCCCGGCGCUGUGUUGCGCUGGUACCUGUCGCGAUUCAACACUCAUGCGCUCGCAAAACGCACCGCUUUGCCGCUGGGUACACUCGCAGCCAACGUGCUUGCGACUGCUGUCAUCGCAGCUGCGUUCACUGCUUCGCGGGUCGGAUCGACACCCGCAUCGUUCGCAGGAGGGCGUACGGGAUGCCAGGCACUGCAGGGCCUCGAGGACGGAUUUUGCGGCUGCCUCUCGACCAUCAGCACGUUUGCGGUCGAGUUAAGGACGCUAAGCCCGCGUAGGGCGGUGCGAUAUGCAGUCGUGUCGUGGGUAGCGGGCGUGCUGAUUUGCGUACUGCUCAUCGGCGCCCCGUGGUGGGCGAUUGGCAUGGACGGACGCUGCGUCGGUUUGACCUACUAG
Moesziomyces antarcticus is the source of this 1437-nucleotide messenger RNA. RefSeq lists its product as uncharacterized. The transcript has a single exon. NCBI's taxonomy places the organism in Eukaryota, Fungi, Basidiomycota, Ustilaginomycetes, Ustilaginales, Ustilaginaceae. The record is from RefSeq and is a predicted model, not a curated record. The coding region runs from base 1 to 1437 and encodes 478 amino acids. Gene Ontology annotation, molecular function: fluoride transmembrane transporter activity. Gene Ontology annotation, biological process: fluoride transmembrane transport. Gene Ontology annotation, cellular component: membrane.